Molecule: messenger RNA, 1239 nt
Organism: Cicer arietinum (chickpea)
Lineage: Eukaryota; Viridiplantae; Streptophyta; Magnoliopsida; Fabales; Fabaceae
Source: RefSeq, a predicted model, not a curated record
UUCAAACAAGUAACAAUCCUUUUGUGUUUAUUUGCAUUUGUUUUUUCUCGCAAUUUGCAAUAAUAGUCCAAUUGUUAGUUCACACACAAUCAAAUGAAUAAACUCUAAUUUGCACAAAAGUGUAUCAAGUUAAUUAAUUGUAUCAAAUAUAGAAUAAAUUAAAUAAAGAGAAUAGAGUGUGCCUACAACAAAUACCAACAAAAGGAGUGAGAUGUGCCUUAACGUUUUUUUUUUCUUUCUAAUUUUUGUUACAUAUACAUGCUGAUUUCUCUUUAUGUAAGUAAUGACAAAUGCUAACUUGUAGAAUAUGCUAUAGUUUACGUGGCCUUGAAGAAAUUUAAGGAUGCAAAUUAAUAUAUAUAUAUCCCUCUUAUUGUUAUUGUAAAGCAUAUUUCAAACUUAGACAUUUCUUGAUUAUUUUUCAAAAAAAUAAAAAUGAAAGGAAGUAUGAGCUAUUGGGUCACACUAAUAGUGAUAGUGUGGAUGAAUGUGACUUUGAAAAAAACAAAGGGUGUGCAAUCUAUAAAAAAUCAAUUGUCACAAUUUGUAGAAGAAAAAGAAGUUGGAGGGACAAAAUGGGCUUUAUUAGUUGCUGGUUCUAAUGGUUAUGCGAAUUAUAGGCACCAAGCUGAUAUUUGCCAUGCAUACCAAAUAUUAAAAAAGGGUGGUCUUAAAGAUGAAAAUAUCAUUGUUAUGAUGUAUAAUGAUAUUGCCUACAAUGAAGAAAACCCAAUGCCUGGAAUUAUAUAUAAUAACUCUAAUGGACCAGAUGUUUAUUUUGGUGUCCCCCAUUGGCAACACAAGUGCUCUCACGGGAGUAGAUCAUGUCAAAGUGCUCAAUACUAAAUCAAAUGAUACCAUUUUCAUUUACAUGUCUGGUCACGGCAGUGAAGGCUUUUUCGCUAUGCCGGAUUCGGGUCAAAUAUGGGGCGACGAUUUGGUAAAUGCAUUGAAGAAAAAACAUGAUGCUUUAGCCUACAAAAAGAUGGUGAUAUACAUAGAAUCAUGUUAUUCUGGAAGCAUGUUUGAAGGAAUACUUCCAAAUAAUAUCAAUAUUUAUGCAACCACUGCUAGCAAUGCUCAUGAAGAUAGUUAUGGAUUUUACUGCCCUGAUUAUUCUUCAAAUUCACCACCUUUUUUUACCACUUGUUUGGGAGAUCUAUAUAGCAUUUCUUGGAUGGAAGACAGGUAUGGUUUGGUGGUUAAAUAGUCUAUUGACUUAUUAAUUUUGUUACUCUC